CUUGGCAAAAUAAACGACGUGAUGUUUACUAUUCGCGAUAAUCGUUACGAAAAUUAAUUUGGAUUAAUGAUUUGUUUAUAUUUAUUAUAUUUAUAAACAUAAAUUAUAAUUAAAAUAAGCUAAUGAAAGUCGGCGAAGCCAGUAAUUUUAGAUACGAGAGAAAUGACAUUCUCACUUUUGUAGAGAUGCCCUUUCAAGGAUUUGCAGCUAGCAACUUCACUUAUUUUUCAUUCCAGAAAGAGACUCCUACAGCUCAUCAGCUUCAUUUAGCUGCUUUAAAGGGAGAUCUGACUAGUCUCGUCACAGUUCUGGAUAGUGGAAAAGUCUACAUCGACUGCACUGACGUAGAAGGAACAACAGCUCUUAUUCUUGCUUGUGCAAAUAACCAUUAUGAAUGUGCCAAAGUACUGUUGGAAGAAGGUUCAAAUGUUGCUGCAUGUAGAAAAACUGGAACAACAGCAUUAUUUUUUGCUGCCCAAGGAGGUUAUUUGGAUAUUGUACAAUUACUUCUUAAAUACAAAGCUCCAGUUGACACUCCAAGCAUGGAUGGUGGAACACCUUUGCUUGUUGCCUGUCAGUGUAAUCAAUUAGAUAUUGUACAAGAAUUAUAUAAUCAUGGAGCAAAUAUUAACAUACAGAUGUCGGAUAAAGCAACUCCGCUGUUUGUUGCUGCUCAAAAUGGUCAUCUUAAAAUUGUCUCUUUUCUACUGGGUUUGAGUGCUGAUGUUAAUGCCAGACGAACAGAUGGAGCAACACCAUUAUGGAUUGCUUGUCAAAUGGGUCAUACAGCUGUUGUACGAGAAUUAUUAGAAAAAGAUGCUGAAGUAGAUGCUACUAGAUUAGAUGGUGCAACUCCUUUAUUUAAGGCAGCUCAUAAAGGAUAUUCUGAAAUUGUUGAGCUUCUUAUAAAAAGAGGAGCUUCUCUUGGACUUUUAAAAAAUGGAGAAAGUGCUCUUCAUACAGCUGCUCUUUUUGAUCAUUUGCCUAUUGUGAAAAUUUUAAUAGCAGCAGGAGCUGAUCCAGAAUUAAAAAAUCAAGAUGGACUUACACCUUUAGAAUUAGCUCAAGAGGCAGGAAAUGUUGUAGUAACAGAGUUCCUACAAAAAAUUAUAUCAUCUAGAAAAAUUCCGGAUCAUAUACGUGCCUCGUGAUAAUAUCCAAAUCACUGUAUUUGUAAAGUGUAAUAAAUUUUCUUUAAUUUUUCUACAUGUAUAUUUUAAUUUAAAUAUGUCAGGAAUUUACAUAAUUGUUUUGUUACUUUACUAUCAAAAUCUUAUAUCAAUUGAAAAAAUUCCAUAUUUAAAUUAUUAUAAAUUUAUCUGUCUU
Molecule: messenger RNA, 1326 nt
Organism: Centruroides sculpturatus (bark scorpion)
Lineage: Eukaryota; Metazoa; Arthropoda; Arachnida; Scorpiones; Buthidae
Product: ankyrin repeat domain-containing protein 29-like
Exons: 9
Coding region: 123-1151 (342 amino acids)
Molecular function (GO): protein binding
Source: RefSeq, a predicted model, not a curated record